CGCCUCUCAGCAUGGAUUCCGAACAGCCUUACGACGUGGACCCUAUGGUCAUCGAACCUGACGACUUCGACAACGACAAUGACAACGACUCCACUUAUCCCGGCUCGUAAGUUCAUAGCCGCGACCGCACGGUGUGUUCCGGUGGUUCGCGCUGACUCCGACCUAUCUAGCCUCGGCGAUGCCAGCUACACCACCAGCAUCACGUCCAGUGCCUUGAACUAUACGUAUGAGAACGGUCGCAGAUACCAUUCCUACCACGAGGGCGAAUACUUCCUGGUAUGCUCCGCCGCCCGACCGCCCCUUCCAUGCCAAGUCACCGAACUGAUCUCACAGCCCAACGACGAAGCAGAACAAGACCGUCUUGACCUGAGCCACCACAUAUAUCGCAUGGUCCUCCGCGGGGAGCUGAUGAAAGCCCCCGUCCAGAAUCCAGCGCGCGUGUUGGACAUUGGGACGGGCACGGGGAUUUGGGCCCUGGCCUUUGCCGACGAGCACCCCGAGUCCCUAGUGAUUGGAAACGAUCUGAGUGCCAUCCAACCGUGUUGGACUUCGCCCAACUGCCGAUUCGAGGUCGACGAUUUCGAGGCCCCAUGGUCAUACGAAAUGCCCUUUGAUUACAUCCACGGGCGUGAAUUAGAGGGGUGCAUCCGCGACGUGGGCCGUUUAUUCUCGCAGGCGUACGCCAACCUGAGGCCCAACGGAUGGCUUGAGAUGGCGUCAAUCGAGGUCAACACGUAUUCGGACGACGGCACGCAUCUGGGUGCCAGGAACCUGCUCGAGGGCAUCUCGCUCAUGCACGACUGCUCCCGGCGAAGCGGCAAGAACAUGGCCAGUGUGCUCGGCUGGAAGGAAAUGAUGCACCGGACGGGAUUCGUCAAUGUCCGCGAAGAUAUCUACAAGCUCCCUCAAAGCCCCUGGCCGAGAGACCGCAAAAUGAAAGAACUCGGCCGAUGCCACCAGGAAAACAUGUUCGAGGCUCUGGGGCCAUACUGCUAUGCGCUCUUCACACGGGUCAUGGGCUGGCAACGAGCCGAGAUCGAGGUCUUCGUCGCCGGCAUGAGGCGGGAACUGUGCGACUUGAAUCUGCAUCUAUAUACGAAGGUGCACAUUGUUUACGGGCAGAGGCCGGCGUGAUGUUCUUUCUUCUAUACUUAUCGAACUGCCCCCCCCCCCUUGCUAUCUCCCGCUUAUGUCUGGAUCUCUCGCUAAUGUCUGGUAUCGUCUGUCCGGGAUUGAUGUGGCCUUCAUCGGUUCGAUUGAGAUUAGAUGGAUGGAUGGAUGGAUUUUCUUCGCCUCGUUGAGCGUCGCGACCGUUGUUGAGUAUGAGUAUGAGUAUGGGUAUGCGUACGAGUACAAGUAACUAUUUAGGAAAUAAUGUCCAAUGUAUGCAUGGAUGUCUCGACUCUGAAUGUUUUCUAGGAUGUAGUUGAAUACUGA
Messenger RNA from Aspergillus heteromorphus CBS 117.55, 1437 nucleotides. Its product is annotated as class I SAM-dependent methyltransferase. The record is from RefSeq and is a predicted model, not a curated record. NCBI's taxonomy places the organism in Eukaryota, Fungi, Ascomycota, Eurotiomycetes, Eurotiales, Aspergillaceae. Gene Ontology annotation, molecular function: methyltransferase activity. The coding region runs from base 79 to 1134 and encodes 351 amino acids. The transcript is spliced from 8 exons.